Molecule: messenger RNA, 2751 nt
Organism: Paramormyrops kingsleyae
Lineage: Eukaryota; Metazoa; Chordata; Actinopteri; Osteoglossiformes; Mormyridae
Source: RefSeq, a predicted model, not a curated record
ACAGGUGAUGAUAGCAGCUACACCCUCUUCUGUUCCUCAAAACUAGCUUUUAAAAUGUUGGUUCCAUCUCUCUGCAAUCUUCAGAAGCUGUUCUCUUGACAUGUAUGAUUGAUAUUUUGUGAAAGGAGAUAUGCUUAUUAAGCAUAAAUGUAGUAAUAUUUCCCUGCCAAUCUAGUUUAACCUAAAAGUUUCUUACCACAUAAACUGGAUAAACGUGUUGUCAUGGUUGCCUGAGGCCUCAGAAUAUGAAUGUGAGCCUGCACCUGGGCUCAUGGGCUCCUGUAACACCAUGUUUGUCUCCAACACGUUCAGAGGUACCUGUGACACACCUGCAGGAUUACCUUUCUGUGUCAGAUAAUAGCAUGAGGGUUCUGGGAUGGUGAUACUGUGGCUGCCAUGGCGACUCACUCCGUUUAAAGUGGGAAUCACACACUGAAACAGAAAAUAAAUGAGACUGAAGCCAGCCUAGCAGGGAAAGAAUACAAUAACAAGAUGCCUGUAUCUAAAACUCGAUGUCACUGGAUGCUAUUAAUUCUGAUUUCUUUUUCAUAUAUGGUAAUGCGAAUAUAGCUGGAGAUGAAGACUUUGUUCUUUUUAGGAAAGAAGAAGGUGUCCCCUGAAAAGAUGGUGGAGAUGCAGGCCAAGAUUGAGGAGGAGAGGAGGGCUCUGGAGGCCAAGCUGGACAUGGAGGAAGAGGAGAGGAAUAAGGCUCGAGCCGAGCUGGAGAAGAGGGAGAAGGAUCUCCUUAAAGCCCAGCAUGAACACCUCUUGCUGCUGGAGAAACUGUCUGCCCUCGAGAAGAAGGUCAUUGUCGGGGGAGUGGACCUGCUGGCCAAGGCUGAGGAGCAGGAGAGGCUACUGGAGGAGUCCAACAAUGAGCUGGAGGAGAGGCGUCGGCGGGCGGAGCGGCUCCACCGGGAGCUGGAGGAGAAGGAGCAAGAGCGCCUUGACAUUGAGGAGAAGUACACCAGCUUGCAGGAGGAAGCGCAAGGAAAAACCAAGAAGCUGAAGAGGGUCUGGACCAUGCUUAUGGCUGCCAAGUCAGAGAUGGCAGAUCUGCAGCAGGAGCACCAACGGGAGAUCGAGGGGCUUCUGGAGAACAUCCGUCAGCUCAGCCGUGAGCUUCGGCUCCAGAUGCUGAUCAUCGACAACUUCAUCCCGCAGGAAUACCAGGAGAUGAUUGAGAAUUAUGUGCACUGGAACGAAGACAUUGGGGAGUGGCAGCUGAAAUGUGUGGCCUACACCGGAAACAACAUGAGGAAGCAGACCCCAGGCCAGGAUAAGAAGGAAUCCGAUCCCUUGGAAGUGGACCUGUCCCACGUGUACCUGGCCUACACAGAGGAGAGUAUGAGGCAGUCCAUCAUGAAGCAGGAGCGACCGCGGGCUCCCAGGAGUGGGAAGUCCAGGCCGAAGACCAGCAGGCGGAAACGACCCACUAAACCAGAGACUGCGAUUGAGUCCCUUCUGCAGUAACGGGAGAACACCUCAGCUCUGUGGGAUGAGUACAUGGGAAAGGCCUUCACUACUUCAGGGGACGAUAGAGGCAUCGGACUGUGAACCAUGGGCAUCUGUGCUUUAAAAUGGACUGUGAAAAAGACCAAGCACCUUGUACAAAAACUGUGUGUUGCGUCAUACUGAAUGUGUAGGUCCUACAGUAUAUUAAUGGUUAUAUGUAGAGAUGAAGCAGUGCUUCCCCUUUCCUACGCAGUAACACUAUUACCAGCCAGUCUAUGCAUGUUGUUUGCCCUCUGAAUUCACUUUUAUUUACUUUACCACUAAGCACUCCCUUUUACGUGUCAGCCUUUGAAUCGUCUGUUCAAACGUGGUUGGAGAUGACAGGACCUUCCAGAUGAUGGUCAUUCUCUUCAUGAGUCUAAGGGUAGUAAGGGCAGUAGGUGUUUCCUUGGGUAUUGUGUACUGUUUCCCUGUUAAUGUACGCUGGCUACGUAGCAGAAUGUGUGGUUACAUGUUGGUGAUGUAUAUCCAUGUCAUUCUCAGCAUUUCUAUUAUUUCGACACACAAACUUAUUUUGUUUUUCUUUAAAAUUGUCUGAGUUUAACAUUUGAGUUGUAUGCAGUUGAGUUGCAAAGUUAGGUAUUUUGAAUGAGUUUAUUAUUGAAAUGAUAUAUAUAUAAUGUGUGUAUAGACAAAGAUAAUUAGCAUGUUCGCUGUGGUCAGGAGACCUCGCAGCUGCCGCUUGUCCCAUAUAGCCUGAUCAAUCAAGGGCAUCUGGAAAGUGCUGCAGAAGUGACUCAUUCUGUCCAGGCCAGUUCACGUCAGAUCACUGCAACCUAGAUUAAAAUUUUGUUUAGGCUCUGUAUUUUCACUGAUUGUUAAAAGACAAGUGAGUUUUGGGAGGAAGAGGUCAGCGCUCUUAACGCGUUUGCAGUGCAGGAACAGAAACAUCUUCAGAGCUCAGAGGUCAACUGCUGUCCUUUAUUUAUGAUUCUUAAUAAUUAUGAAAACAAACAUUCCAACAAUAUCAUAUUUUAAAUAACUUAAAAUAUAAAUUAUACAUAAAUAGUGGAGAAAUUAGGGUUUUGAGUAGAUCUGCUGAGCGCAGCGAUGGGCCUUGAUCAGAAAGUGUUUCAGCUGAAGCUCAUUCCCGGUCUCGAAGAUGGGACAAUUUUUUAUCUGAAUGGGGACAGAUUGUUCUGGUUAGGUGAAAGGUCAUUCUGCCAGUGGGACCCCCACCAUCCUCACUAGGGUGGGUGUCAUGUUUGACAAUUAAACUCAGUGUUGACAAUAAGA